CAUCACACGUCCGCCUAACAAUGAGUGACCCCCCAAGAUGGCGUCAUUCCGACGGUGUGUGGUUUCUGUGUUUGUUUUUUAAACACAGUGGACCCGCCGCCGGAAGAAUAUGGAGAUCAAAUCUGGGGAAGAAGUCGGCAGGGAGAAUCCCCUCCGCCUGUUUGAGCUAAGUGGGGCGGUAAUCAGCUCCAUCAUGGGACAAGUUGAAAAAGAAGUUUGGGAACUUCCAGGUCCUAUACUCCAGGGUAUCUUGCCUCUGCUGAACAUAUAUUAUCUGGAACGAAUUGAAGAGACUGCUGUGAAAAAAGGACUCUCAACUGAACCAAUAUGGUGCAAGCUAUGGUUUGACAUCAUGAAAACAAGACCUUCUAGAUUAGAGAAUAUCAAGUGUUGGAGGAAGAAGUUCCUUGAAACUUUCUUCUCAAAUGUGCUGCGUGGGAUCUUGGAUGUGUCAUCGCAUCAACGCUUGAGUGAUCCUUGUUUUUUGCCCCUGCUGUAUACUUCACGGCACAUAUCUGAGCUUACUAUUUACAAUAUGCUUGAGGGUAUCUCAGAACUGAUGGCUGAACACAAUCGUUGUGUCCUUGAAAACCUGGCUGUCUCACUUAGAACUCUGACCUUCCGUCACCUCCUUUCCUCCAAUCUGUCUACUAGACAUCAGUUGAGUUUAUUCCUUCAUCGCCUAAUUCAUCAUGGGGCAGUGAACUACCUAUCUAUGAACUCAUGGCCUGAUCCUGACCCAGCACUUCUAGCUCUCAUUCUGAAAAUGAGUGCUGGGAUUUGGAAUCCCGGUAGGACUUUAAUGAAUGCAGAAUUUUGCCAUCUGUGUAGAGAGAAAUUGAGUAUACAGAGCCAAAAGCUGGACCAGGAAUGUAGGCCUCCUUUGGGUUCAGACCAAUUGUUUUCUACAGCAGCAUCUGGCCAAUUUAGCGAUAAUGAGCUGAGGAAUAUGAAAAUCUUUCCCAGUGUGCCUCAGGAAUUUCCUCUAGGCUUUGAAGAUGCUGGAGAGUUAUUCAGAGCCAGCAAUAAAAGCUUUAGUGAACCACCAGACUGCCAAUUGGGUAGCAGUUCCUACAAAAGUCAUAGGCCGCACAAUGCUAGCUCAAAAGAUUGUAAUGCUGAAGUAGCAUCCGUUAGCUUUUCCCCAGCAAAUCCAUCUCAAGGCAGCCUUCCUUUGGGAAAAUCUCCGCAGAGGCGCAAAGCUGCAAUAACAAAGAAGCACAGCAUCCAUAAAAAAACCAGCAAUAUCGCCACUGAGAUGGAAGACCUGUAUGACUUUGUCUUCACAAUUGCAAAGGAAGAAGAGGAGAGGGCAUUCUAUCACAAAAUAAGGAAUGUUGGCAAGGAAGAACAUUGUGAUAAUGAAUCCCCUCUCCCAGCAGAGGCUUCCAGAGUGACUGAUACGGUUUCCUUAGGGGGAACUCGAACGAUUGGGUUCACUCCUCUGAGGGCAAUUAGCCAUUUUCGAAGUGUAUCCACAUUGGAAAUAUUCUCUGUCCCACUGACCAAGAAUACAUGCCAGAUGCUUGGGAAUCUGUUAAGCUCUUGGGUAGCUUUAGAAAAACUUAUUCUUACUUUAAAUGGCUUAGGCUCUGGUAUUUUCAGCAUCCUUUCUGGGCUCCGAAUUCUUUCUCAACACAACGAUUAUUGCCUCCGUGUGGUACGCAUCAGUGAUAUGUUUGCUCAUAUUCCAUGUAUGAAUCUUGUCCAUUCUCUUUUGAGUGUUGUACCAUUGCUUCAGAUGCUUCUGGUCAGCUUUGAUCUCAAAACUGCAGCCGAGUGGAAUAGACUGGAAGAAGACAUGGGCUCAUCAUCCUUAGUAGAAGAAAUUCCAGUUACUUACUUGGAGCAGCUUGAGAUCAGGUUUCCCAGAGAACCACUUCAAACAAGUCUUCUGGUGCCUGUACUGAAAGCUUCAGGGUCUCUCCAGAGUCUUUCUCUAGACAGCGUUGCAAUUUCCUGUCCUCAAGAAUUUUGGCUCCUCCUGCAAGCCCUCAAAGAAUAUAACCCAAACCUGAAGAAACUAAGUUUUCAUGAUGUCAACCUUUCUGAACAUUCAAAAGAAGUCCUCCUUAUUCUACAGAGUCCAACUCUUCAAGAAAUCAGUUUUUCAUUUUGUCGACUCUUUGAAAACUGUACAGCUGAGCUUCUGACUGAAAUGAUUACUGCCAUGAAGAAGAACUCAUCGUUAACAACCCUCAAAGUCCCUGGAAAUAGGCUGGGGAAUCAUAGAUUGAUUGCACUGGCUGACAUUUUUGCUGGAGAUUCAUCCUCUUCUAUCAGUCAUCUGGAUGUAAGCUCCAACUGUAUUAAGCCUGAUGGGCUUCUGGAAUUUACCAAAAAGCUGGAAAGUUACACAGAUGAACACAGAGAAUGUAUCAAACUUACCAAACUGUGCCUCUAUCAGAAUUGGCUGGAGCAAGAUGCUGUCACUGCUCGAGAAGCCCUUUCAAGACUAAAAGCUAUAUGUCAUGUAGUUAGUGAUGCAUGGGAUUCAUCACAGGCCUUUGCUGACUACAUCAGCGUGAUGUAAGAAGCGCUGUAAUGGAGAGUGUCUUCUAAUAAAUCUGCUUAACAUUUUUUAUUGGGAUGUUAUUGGGGUAUUUAAGCAGUUCUAAACAGGACUUCCCAUAUUGUUUUGUUUGUGUUCAGAUUUUUCUGAUCUCUGUUUAGCAUGAAGGAUACAGUAAAUGUUAGCGGAAAUGUCUCAUUUCCAAAAUAACUUUUAUAAAGUCAGGAAAGUAUGAGAUUAACAAUUACUUUGAAUCAAGAUUUAACAACUCCAUGAUGGAAAACUUAUUAGCUUAAAAUUGAAACCUAUCUUGUCUGCAUAUGGAAAUCUCUAGAUCAGAUUAAACUAUUCUACCAAAUGCACCACACAGUUUAUGUUGUUCACAUGUUUUGUAUUAUAACGAGAAUUUAAAUGAUACUUCUGCUUUCUGAAGUACGUUUACUAUUUAUGCAGACCUUAUUGUUAAAUAAAAAAUAUUAUAGUGAUUAUCCUAUUAUUUGAAUUAACUGCAUAUUGUUGGGCAAUCUGAGUAUCCAUCAUUUUUUUUAAUCCAUGUCCUAGAAAAUACCAUUUCAAGCAUCUCCUUGUAAAGAUUUUUAAUUUUUCAAUAUAACAACAGUAAUUUGGUGAGUCAUUCUAUCAUAAAUACAAUGCUUUGGGAUUCUUUUCUGGGUCAUUAGUCUUUCCAUACAAAGAUUUCACAAACAUUUAUCUUUCUCAAUAUAUGAAAAUGGUUAAAUAAAGAAAAUGCUUUCCUGUCUUUGUAGAAUAAAGACCUUAGUCUACCAGAAAUUACUAUUAUAUUACAGCAAAAACAAUUUUAUGUACACAUGUACACCAUUUUGUUAGUUUCAUCUCAUAUCCAUACUGACAUAUGAAAUACUGUAUGUUUAUUGCUUCUUGUGAUAUACUGUAUAUACUCAGUUGGAACAAUAUUCUUUCCCUUUAUUUUACUUAUUAAUUUGUUGUAAAAAUAUGACAAUUUUUGAUUUUAAAAUUAAAGAUGAUCCUGAC
Messenger RNA from Pseudonaja textilis, 3526 nucleotides. It is a transcript of the gene LRRC41, whose product is annotated as leucine rich repeat containing 41. The record is from RefSeq and is a predicted model, not a curated record. Gene Ontology annotation, cellular component: cytoplasm; nucleus. Lineage: Eukaryota; Metazoa; Chordata; Lepidosauria; Squamata; Elapidae.